This is a messenger RNA of Caenorhabditis remanei, 1296 nucleotides long. RefSeq lists its product as uncharacterized. Gene Ontology annotation, molecular function: histone acetyltransferase activity. The transcript is spliced from 8 exons. The record is from RefSeq and is a predicted model, not a curated record. Gene Ontology annotation, biological process: regulation of DNA-templated transcription. The coding region runs from base 1 to 1296 and encodes 431 amino acids. NCBI's taxonomy places the organism in Eukaryota, Metazoa, Nematoda, Chromadorea, Rhabditida, Rhabditidae.
AUGAGUGAUUCGGGUACGGAGUUUCCGCUGCAAGAAGGGACGAAUUUCUUAGAUUUAGAACGAAUGCUGGGUGCGGCGCCAAGAAGCCAAAAAAUUUUCGAAGAUGUCAUGAAAGCUGUUUCCAAGAAAAAUGACAUCUCCCCUGAAGCAUUGACAAAACUGGAACAAACUGCUAAGAAGGAAGAUGAAAUGGCAGUUUUGCCGGAAGCAAUCCAACUCGCGAGUGGGCCUAGAAUCCAAUCUGUAUAUGGAUCCCCAUUCCCAAGUCAUCUCUUUAAACUGAAGACUGUGUUUGUUUGUGACUACUGUAUGCAGUUUUUUGAUGGCCAGCAUUCACUUUCUAGACAUCGGACGAAGGGAUGUCUGAAAGGACCGCCUGGUGUCGAGAUAUACAGAAAAGAGCACAUUUCCAUCUUCCAGGUCAAUGGACACUUGGAAAAAAACUACUGUCAUAACGUUUGCCUCGUCUCUCGUUUGUUUUUGAACAGCAAGACUAUUAUCCACCAAACAGAGCAUUUCAUGUUCUAUGUUUUGACAGUUUGUGAUGAACAUGGAUACAAAUUUGCAGGAUAUUUCAGCAAAGAAAUGUACUGGCCACACUCUUUCACUAUGCUUUGUCUGAUGGUGUUGCCCAGUUAUAGAUCCCAAGGACUUGGAAGAAUUCUGAUUGCACUCAGUUAUGCCAUGGCUCGUCGCGAAGGUAAACUGAAUAGUCCAGAAACCCCUUUGUCAGCAGAUGGCAAAUUUGCUCAUGAGCAGUAUUGGAUGUGGGCAAUCUGUAACUACCUUCAUGAAAAAUCGGUUUUUGAAAAGGUUCACACUCAUGGAAUAAGUCUUGCAGAGAUAUCAAUAGCCACAGGUAUCAACUGUCAUGAUGUGUUGAGAAUGGUAGGAGAGGCAGGGUGGUUGGAUUUGAGUGACCCACCAAAUGAGAAAGGAGUGCAUAUUCCAAAAUUAAAUUUCAACUGGGACUUCAUCUCCGAGACAGUUAAUAAGGAACACCUCAAGUGUCGCACGGGAAAACCACAAUUCGAUGAAAGUUGCUUACAUUGGCAGGAACAGAAAAUCACUCCUGAAAUGAAUGGAUUUGACAACUACGAAGGAAAGGGUCAAGACAUUGGAGACAUUGAAACGGAACACGAUCCAUCUGUCCCUUCAGCAAGUGGUCCAGUAGAACUGCAAGGCAAAACUAAAGAAGACAAAGCAGAAGAUUCGCCGCUAGCGAUAGCAAAGAAAUUUGCUAAAGUUGUCAAGAAAAACAAGAAGAAAUCAAAAACCUCAAAGCGUAAUAUGUAA